Gossypium arboreum is the source of this 1145-nucleotide messenger RNA. RefSeq names its product 11-beta-hydroxysteroid dehydrogenase-like 6. Gene Ontology annotation, molecular function: oxidoreductase activity. The coding region runs from base 74 to 1087 and encodes 337 amino acids. Lineage: Eukaryota; Viridiplantae; Streptophyta; Magnoliopsida; Malvales; Malvaceae. The record is from RefSeq and is a predicted model, not a curated record. The transcript has 6 exons.
UGAAAUUUCACUUGUUCUACAAAUCUUGAGAAACUGGCUUCCAUCUCAAAGAAUAAUAUUUCCGAAAGAAGCCAUGGAUUUGGCCGAUAAGUUGAUGAAUGUUAUCGUGAUUACUAUAUCCCUUCUUGCUCUCUUCUUCCUUCACCAAUAUCGUUUUCUCAACUCCCUUAUCUCCACUGUCAGAACCUUAUUCAAAGAAAAUUUGACCGGAAAAGUUGUGCUUAUUACCGGAGCAUCUUCCGGCAUUGGCGAGCAUUUGGCAUAUGAGUAUGCAAGGAGAGGAGCUCGAUUAGCACUCGUUGCACGGAGAAAUCAACGUCUGCAAGAAGUAGCGGAUGUGUGUGAGAUAAUUGGGUCACCUGAAACUGUUUACAUACUUGGAGAUGUCUCUAACAUUGAUGACUGUAAGCGGCUUAUUGAUGCCACUGUGAACCACUUUGGACAAUUGGAUCAUUUGGUCGCCAAUGCUGGAGUUGCUCCGGUCUGCUUGUUUGAAGAUUAUGAUGAUAUCACUAAGGCUUCACCAGCUAUAGACAUAAACUUCUGGGGUUCAGUAUACAGCAGUUAUUUUGCACAGCAACACCUAAAGAAGAGCAAAGGGAAGAUAAUAGUGAUAUCAUCAUGUGCUGGAUGGGUAUUUGCACCCAGAACUGCCUUCUACAAUGCAAGCAAAGCUGCACUGAUAAGCUUUUACGAGACAUUGAGGAUUGAAUUUGGGACUCAAAUCGGAGUCACAAUCGUGACGCCCGGAUUUAUUGAUACCGAGAUGACCGAAGGCAAAUUCCUAUCAAAGGAAGGCAGAUUGGAAGUUGAUCGAGAAAUGAGAGAUGUCCAGGUGAGUUUGAUGCCAGUAGAGUCGGUAGAGAAAUGUGCAAAGGCAAUAGUUGAAAGCGCCAGGCGUGGGGACAGAUACUUGACGGUGCCGUCGUGGAUGGAGACCACCAUACUUUGGAAGGUCUUUUGCCCUGAGAUUAUGGAUGGGUGGAACCGGUUCAUGAUAUUAGGGCCUGGAUCUUCUUACAGGGAUUCACCUAGCAAGAAGAUACUCGACGUAGUUAAUGAAAUCAAGCAGCUUCUUCUCCCUUGAUGUCGAAUAUAUAAAGAACUUAAUUUAAAUAGAAGUUUCUGUUUUUCCAUAAGUUAAA